Triticum aestivum (bread wheat) is the source of this 3866-nucleotide messenger RNA. RefSeq names its product FACT complex subunit SPT16-like. Lineage: Eukaryota; Viridiplantae; Streptophyta; Magnoliopsida; Poales; Poaceae. Gene Ontology annotation, cellular component: FACT complex. The record is from RefSeq and is a predicted model, not a curated record. Bases 495 to 3668 code for a protein of 1057 amino acids. Gene Ontology annotation, biological process: transcription elongation by RNA polymerase II. Gene Ontology annotation, molecular function: nucleosome binding. The transcript has 2 exons.
CCGCUGAUUCAGGACUACCCUUCCCUCCUCUCGCACGGCUCUCCUCCCUCGCCCCGUCGCCUCCACUCCGGCAACCCGCCCUACCCGCCGCCAUGCCGACAUGCCGACGCCGACCGCCGGCACGCGGCCCGACAACCCAGACCCCGCCUCCGCGCGCCCACGCCGCCGGCUCACGCGCCUCGGCCGGGGUCCGCUCCGUCGCCCGCCUUGACGGCCCGGCCGGGCCCACCACGCGCCGCCUCGGGCGCGCCCGUAUCCUUGUCGGUGCGGGCUGGGGCCUAUAUAAGCCCCUGGACGCGCGCCCGCCCGCGCCCAGGCGCUUCCCCUAUCGCGAUCGAGGCAGUUGCUGCGGUUCUGCCAAGAGGCGGUGCGGUUCCCAGAAACGCCGAGAUCGGAGGCUUUCGUUGGCGGCUUUCCCCGCUGGCAUUGGCUGCCGGAGGUCCUUGAUUCUGCGAACAAACUCGACGGAUUGUCUUAGGUAUUUUGGUUAUUAAAUGGCUAUUAUUGAAGCAUUGGAUAGAACACCGGCUUCUGUUACUGGGUCUUCUCCUGCAGUCAGUCCAGAAAACUUCAUCAAAUGUAUGAGGAAGUUUUAUCGGCACUGGAAGGAGGAUGAUACUGAGAUAUGGGGAUCUUCGUGUGCAAUUGCUGUUGCUACUCCUCCACCCUCUGAAGACAUUCGAUAUCAGAAAUCAUUAGCCUUGAGCACGUGGUUUUUUGGUCAUCAGUUCCUAGAAACUAUAAUGGUCUUUCUCAGUAGGCAGAUUCAUUUCGUGUGCAGCCAAAAGGACAGUGAUGUGCUUAAACCUUUGAAGAUGCUUGUUUCUAAAGAAGUCGGUGUUGAUAUCGUGUUGCAUAUACUGAAAAAGGGUGAUGAUGGAUCUGCCUUAAUAGAUGAGAUCAUACGUGCUGUAUGUGCGCAUUCUGAAUCAAACAAUGUUGUUAUUGGUCACUUAGCAAGAGAGAAGCCUGAAGGCAAGUUUCUUGAAGCAUGGUCUGAAAAGCUGCACAGAUCGAGGUUAAAGCUUUUUGAUGUGUCAAGUGGCAUCUCUGAACUUCUUGCUGUGAAAGAUGCCACCGAGAUUAUGUAUGUGAAGAAGGCUGCAUUUUUGGCUGCUUCGGUUAUGCGGAAGUAUGUAGUUUCUAAGGUGGAGAAGAUCAUAGAGGAUGAAAAGAAGAUAGCACAUUCAAAGCUGAUGGUUCUGACAGAGAAGAUACUACUUUCCCCAAUAAAUGUAGAUGUUAAACUGAAGGCAGAUAAUGUUGACAUAUGCUACCCACCUGUUUUUCAAAGUGGAGGCAAGUAUGACCUUAGGCCAUCUGCUUCUAGCAACGAUGAUGAUCUGCACUAUGAUUCUGGAAGCGUCAUCAUCUGUGCUCUGGGAGCCAAGUACAGUGGCUACUGCUCAAAUGUCGCAAGAACCUUCCUGAUUGAUUGUAAUGCAGAAAAAUGCAAUGCAUAUAAAGUCCUCCGUCAGGCGCAUGAUGCUGCUAUUGCUGCUUUGACACCAGGUAGCAAGUGUUGUUCCAGUUAUCAGGCUGCAGUUACUGUGAUCAGGGACAAAGCUCCUGAACUUCUUCCUUUCCUUACCAAGUCAGCUGGAACAGGAAUUGGUAUCGAGUUCCGUGAAUCUUGGCUGUCCUUAAGUGAGAAAAAUGGCCGGACGCUAAAGGAAGGGAUGAUUUUCAAUGUUUCACUUGGGUUUCAAAACCUUAUAGACAAGACCAACAAUGAGAAGACCAAGGAAUUCUCCCUAUGGCUAGCUGACACUGUUCUGGUCUGCAAGGAAAAUCCAAAAGUCUUGACAUCUUUUAUCUCCAAGGCUGACAGCGAUGCCUUCUACUUAUUUGAUGAGGAAAAUGCAGGAUUACCUGCUGUGAAACAAGCUCCGGAAGCAAACGUUAUGGUCCCGGUUAAACCAGUGCUAAAUCCAUUGAGAGAAAAUCUGCGAUCCCAUAGCAGGACACCUAAGGAGGAACUUAGGAAACAGCUUCAGUCAGAAAUCUUAAAGAAGAAAACAAGUGAGGCAGCAGUGAGAAGUGACGUUGCUGAUCAUAAGUUGUUGGAGGGGCUUGGUCGUUCCAGAGCUAUGGAUGAACUGGUUGCAUAUAAGAAUGCAAAUGAUGUGCCUGUUUCCAAUCGACUGGACAUUAUUCAGGUGGACAAACAGAAUGAGGCUAUCCUGUUACCAAUAUAUGGAGUUACUGUUCCCUUUCAUGUUUGUACCAUAAAAAAAGCAGAAAUUCGUGGGGAAAGCAGCAGUGGAGUUUAUGUCAGCAUUACAUUUAAUGUCCCUGGCACUGCUUCUGGUCUUCAAGAUCCCCGCUUGCAGAACCUUAUUUUUUUGAAAGCAGUCACCUUCCUCUCAAAAAACAGAAAUCAUGCUGAAGAGGUUAUUAAAUCGGUGAAGACUGUUCAAAAAGGAGUCACCGAAAGAGCUAGGAGAGCGAGCUUGGUUAGUCAGGAAAGGCUUCAACUAUGUGACGGAAUGAGCAGGGAUAGGAUUCAGUUUCCUGAUUUGUGGAUACGGCCAUCAUUUGGUGGCCGUGGGCGGAAGGUCGCUGGAACUUUGGUGGCCCAUGUCAAUGGUUUUCAAUAUUCUGCAUCGAAAACUGAAAAGGUGGAUAUUAUGUUCAGCAACAUAAAACAUGCCUUCUUCCAGCCAGCUGAGAGAGACAUGAUAACGCUGCUCCACUUCCAUCUGUACAAUGAAAUCAUGGUGGGCAACAAGAAGACUAGAGAUGUGCAGUUCUACACUGAAGUGAUGGAUGUUGUGGACGCGGUUGGUCUUAAGCGCCAUUCAGCACGGGAUCCUGAUGAGAUUGAGGAAGAGCAGCGUGAUAGGGCACGAAGGAAGAAAAUAAAUGGACAGUUUGAGCUGUUUGUGAAAAGGGUUGUUUCCGUUUGGUCGCAGCCAAGAUUUCAGCAGCUCGGCUUACAUUUUGAAAGGCCAUCACAGAAGCUUGGCUUCAAUGGAGUCCAUGGCAGAACUACUUGUUUUAUAGUUCCUACUCCUAGUGGCCUGGUACAGCUUGUUGAGUCACCGUUUCUUGUGACUUCGUUGAGGGAGGUUGAGAUAGUAUGCUUGGAAAGGGUGGCCCUGGGGCAGAAAUCCUUCGACAUGGUGUUUGUAUUUCAAGAUUUAAAGCGAGAUGUUGUCCGCAUAGAGGUCAUUCCAAUGGCAUCUCUUGACAAGAUCAAAGAUUGGCUUAAUGACAGCAACUUGAAGUACUAUGAAUCAAAGCUGAACCUCAACUGGCGAAUGGUCCUCAAGAAGCUCGACGAGCCAGGUUGUGACACAAAUGACAGGUGGGAAUUCUUGAAUCCAGAUGCUACUGACUCAGAUUCGGAGGAUUCCGAGACAGACGAUGAUAAGUACGAACCUUCUGAUGCGGAGUCAGCCUCUGAUUCGGAUGAUGAAGACAGCGACAGCGAAUCGGUGGUGGAUUCUGGCGAGGAUGAGGCUGUCUCGGCUGGCUCAGAUGACGACGACGACGCUGCCGAGUCAUGGGACGAGAUGGAGCGCAAGGCGAGGGAUGCCGACAUGGAGAUGGGCAGCGAAUCCGACAGCGAAGACGAGAGGCAGCGGCGGAGGGAGAAAGCAAAACGGCAGUUGAAUCCCCAGCAGUCCAAGGGUGUUCCCCAGAAGAGGCAGCGUGUCAACUGAAGGCUAGAUUUCGGUUCCUCCUAGCAGUAGUAGUAGUUUCGAUUUCACUGCGAGUUUUUAUCCAUGCCCUUUUGGCGUCUGUCGUCUCCAGUAGUGGUGUUGACUUAUUGCUAUAUACUUCCAGCUAGCAGUUUUGCAUAUUUCGAAGACAAGUUCUAAAUAUAUGCCCCUGUCAUUUCUAACACGUCAAGUUUUCUA